AGAUGGCUUUGUAUUUGUUGCUUCAGAUCUUCUGGCUAGCAACAACGCUAGAAGGAUUAGCAUCACAACCUCAAGUAACAACCAAGCCCGGCUGCCCCGACAAAUGUGGGAAUGUUGAAAUUCCCUACCCGUUUGGUAUCGGCGAUAGCUGCAACAUUGGCGUGGGAGGCUUCAAUAUCACCUGCAACGACAGUGCUUAUGACCCUCCGAAACCGUUUAAAGGCGAGCUGGAGGUUCUCGACAUAUCAUUAGUUUCGGGCCUAAUGAGGAUUUCAGGCGAUGUAAGUUGGAAGUGUUACAACGAGACAGGAGUGGAUUCCAUCUUCACGAGUUGGGUCAACUUGAACAGUAGUUCUUCAUUCACGUUCUCGGAAACUCGUAACAAAUUCAUGGCCAUCGGUUGUGAUACCUAUGCCUACAUCAAUGGCUCAGGGGGCCGUAACUUCACAAGUGGCUGUAUGUCAUUUUGCAGCGACACUAACAGCAUGCUUGAUGGCGAUUGCUCCGGUAUAGGAUGUUGCCAAACCUCUAUCCCAAAGGCUUUCAAGAGAUACGAGGUGGAUUUUAAUAGCGACAAUAAACAUCAAAAUGUCUUGAGUUUCAAUCCGUGUAGCUUCGCCUUUCUGGUGGAUCAAAAUGCGUUCAGCUUCAAAGCAUCAGAUCUGAACAGAUUUAAUAGAAACCAAACCAUGCCGGUAGUGCUUGACUGGGGCAUUGGAAAUGAAUCCUGUGAGAUUGCACGGAAGGACGCGACCACCUUCGCUUGCGUGAGUGAGCAUAGCACCUGCUAUAACUCCACUAAUGGUGAGGGUUACCGGUGCAAUUGCUCUGAAGGUUACCAAGGAAAUCCUUAUCUCAGUGGAGGGUGCCAAGAUAUCAACGAGUGUGAGGAGAAUCACGAGAAGAAACUUUGUCAGCAUAAUUGCAUAAAUUCGCCGGGAAGUUAUUAUUGUUCCUGUAAAAAGGGCUACAAAGUAGUCCAGGAUGAUGAAAGAUACUGCACAAAAGAGUCACACGAAGUGGCCCUUGUUCUAGGCAUUGGCUUAGGCCUCUUGUUUCUACUCGUUGGUGUUUGUUUGUUGUACUGGCUGUGGAGGGAAAGAAAACUCAUCGAACUCAGAGAAAAAUUCUUUAAGCAAAAUGGAGGUUUGUUGUUACAAGAAAAGAUAUCUUCCCACCAAAAUUUUGCUGAGACAUUCAAGAUCUUUACCUUAGAUGAGCUUAAAAAGGCAACGGAUAACUACCAUGAAAGCCGAAUUCUAGGACAGGGAGGUCAAGGUACAGUUUAUAAAGGAAUUUUACCGGAUCAUAAAAUAGUCGCCAUUAAAAAGUCCAAAAUAGUGGACAAGGCCCAAAUUGAGCAGUUUAUAAAUGAGAUCCACAUCUUAUUCCAGAUCAACCAUAGGAAUGUGGUGAAGCUCUUGGGGUGCUGUUUAGAGGCCGAAGUUCCCUUAUUAGUAUAUGAAUUUAUUUCCAAUAAAACCCUUUCUCACCAUAUCCAUGACAAGAGCCAUGGGUCAUUAAUUUCCUGGGAAAACCGUCUAAGGAUUGCUGCAGAAGCUGCAGGAGCACUUUACUAUUUGCACUCUUCAACCAUGACACCAAUCUUCCACAGAGACGUCAAGUCUGCAAACAUACUCUUGGAUGAUAGUUUAACGGCAAAGGUGUCUGACUUUGGAACAUCUAUAUUCGCACAGUUGGAUCAGUCUCAACUUGCCAUGCUAGUGCCUUGCACGCGAGGGUACUUGGACCCGGAGUGCCUUGUUACAGGCCAACUAACAGAAAAGAGCGAUGUAUAUAGUUUUGGAGUAGUUCUUAUGGAGCUCUUGACAGGGAAGAAGCCUAAUUCUUCCACUCCAUCCAAAGAAAUAAGGACUCCGGUGAUGUAUUUCCUUUUAUCGAUGAAAGAGAAUCGCCUCUUUGAGGUUUUGGAAGAACAAGUUCGGAACGAAGGGGAACAUGAACAGCUCAUGGCAGUUGCUCAGCUUGCUAGGAGAUGCUUGAAACUUAAGGGGGAAGACCGGCCUACAAUGAAGGAAGUGGUGAUGGAGCUCGAAUCGCUUAGAGGGUCUUAUGAACAUCCUUGGAAUCCAGGGAAUUAUGAAGAGACUGAGAUCUUGCUAGCCGAACCUAUGCAAGGUAAUGCUAGCAAUGCGACCAACGAAUACAGUACAGAUAGCCACUUUGUAACAGAAAUGGAGAUGGCCACAUUUCAAUUACGAUAGAUUGGUAUGGUAUUUUGGUUAAGUAAGAUUAGUGUUCCACGGCUAGCACUUUCCCUAUUUGUUUUGAUCAUGCAUGCUGGUUUUUUUCUUUUUUUGGUAAUUGAAGCAGAACAUUUAUGCUA
Messenger RNA from Magnolia sinica, 2347 nucleotides. RefSeq names its product putative wall-associated receptor kinase-like 16. Lineage: Eukaryota; Viridiplantae; Streptophyta; Magnoliopsida; Magnoliales; Magnoliaceae. The transcript has 3 exons. The coding region runs from base 3 to 2225 and encodes 740 amino acids. Gene Ontology annotation, biological process: cell surface receptor signaling pathway; protein phosphorylation. The record is from RefSeq and is a predicted model, not a curated record. Gene Ontology annotation, cellular component: plasma membrane. Gene Ontology annotation, molecular function: polysaccharide binding; protein serine/threonine kinase activity; calcium ion binding.